Acanthosepion pharaonis is the source of this 504-nucleotide messenger RNA. The record is from the annotation of a GenBank genome assembly. Lineage: Eukaryota; Metazoa; Mollusca; Cephalopoda; Sepiida; Sepiidae.
AUGGUGAAGACAGGCAAAUUGAUAACAGCUUCCAUUGCUGGAAAUGAAGACACCAUGAAGUCAGCAUCUGUUCCUUUGGACGUUACGGAAUAUUUUGAAAGCUACAUUCGCGCCAAAGUAAACCUACUUUCUCCUACUCUCUCUCUCUCUCUCUCUCUCUCUCUCUCGACACAAAUUGACAUUUGUAUAGCAAAUAUGGACGUAUUGAAUUUUUUAAAAGAGACUAAACUUGUUUUAACAAUUUGCAGCAUUCAGCAAAUAUCGAACUCGCUAUCUGAAAUUAUCACAUUUUCCACGACACUGAGUACGUACUUACCAUAUUUUAUCUUUCACUCUCCUCUCUUCACUAAACUGUUACGGUUUCAUUUUCUUUCUUUCUUUCUUUCUUUCUUUUUCUUUCUUUCUUUCUUUCUUUCUUUCUUCUUUCUUUCUCACAGACUUGCUCGCUCUUUAAGAACUUUACAUCUAUGUCUAUGCAUGCCUAAUAAUUUCAAAUGUCAUUGA